AACAACUUUCGUUCAAAAUGCUAUCAUUUUUUGUCCAGUUUGCAAUUUACCCCUAAUAUACAUAAAUAUACACUCUCUCUCACACACACAAUAUAGCUAGAGAAAGUUACAGAGAGAGAAGUAAAGAGCGUGGAGAGAGAUAGAGAUGAAGAAGGCACCUCCAAACUACACUCAACUCUUCAUUCUUAGCUACUUAUUUUCAUACGUUUGUUCACAAUCACAAGAUUCUUGCAAUUCUCCUCUCACUUUGCAAAACCCACUCUCGUUUGACACAACUUCUAUGCAAUGUGUCACAGUCUGGAGCUCUCAAGGCUUCAUCCUCAGAUUUGUGCAGGCUGCACCAAAUGUAUGGAAUUUCGUGCUCUCAGCACCAAGCACGAAAGCAUAUGUUGCCAUAGGCUUCUCACCCAAUGGUAACAUGGUAGGCUCAACUGCCGUGGUUGGUUGGGUGGAAUCUGGCGGCACUUCUAACAUGAAGCAAUACUUCUUGGGUGGCCAACAACCUAGCCUCGUUACGUUGAUUCAGUCACCCAGUCAAGGGUUGCCAUUUGGCAACGUCUCCACCAUGCUUGUUCAGUCAGACCGAAUCUACAUCGCCUUCCAGCUCCUCACCGCCCAGCCUGGCUUGCACCUCAUCUACGCGGUGGGGCCGGUUGGGCGCCUACCCCAGGCACCCGAUUUCCGAUUGACUGAACAUCAAGAUAAAAUCGCCACCUCCUUGAAUUACGCUUCAGGUCAAUUUCAAACUGAGAAACGGCCAGAGUCGAAUCUCCGGAGGAUCCAUGGGCUCUUGAACAUGCUAGGUUGGGCCAUCUUGAUGCCGAUUGGAGUGAUGGUAGCUCGGUACAUGAGGAAGUGGGACCCACUUUGGUUCUAUAUGCAUUCCGUUACUCAAUCAAUAGGCUUUAUAUUGGGUCUAAUUGGUGUAAUAUGUGGCUUUGUUUUGGAUGGUCGUCUCAGCGCCAACGUUCCCAUACACAAAGCUCUUGGAAUUGUUAUUAUCACUUUUGGCUGCCUUCAGGUUCUGGCUCUCCUAAUCCGACCGGACAAGACCUCAAAAGUUCGAAAAUAUUGGAAUUGGUAUCAUUUUGGGGUGGGAAGGGCUUUGGUGUUUUUGGCUGUGAUAAAUGUGUUUUACGGAGUCCACUUGGGGAAGGCCGGUUCGUCAUGGAAUGUCGGGUUUGCAGCGUUUCUCGUCGUUUUAUUCGUCAUAACUCUGAUUAUGGAGAUUAGAAUAUGGUGUAGAGAAUGAUACUAUGUUCCUUUUAUAAAUGUAUUACCACUAGUAAGUUAUUAGUUUAUGAUUGCAUUUUUUUCUUAGUUACUUUGAUUGAUGGAUCGAGGCAUGUGUUUCACAUAUUUGCUACUUAGAAAACCUUCUCUUUUAAGCUGCUUGUGAUAAAUUUGUACUCCAUGACAGAAAGGAUGGAAUAAAAUAGGACUCUGAGAAAUGUUUAAUCCGAUGGUUUA
Salvia splendens (bonfire salvia) is the source of this 1470-nucleotide messenger RNA. RefSeq names its product cytochrome b561 and DOMON domain-containing protein At3g07570. NCBI's taxonomy places the organism in Eukaryota, Viridiplantae, Streptophyta, Magnoliopsida, Lamiales, Lamiaceae. The transcript has 4 exons. The record is from RefSeq and is a predicted model, not a curated record. The coding region runs from base 146 to 1252 and encodes 368 amino acids.